Oncorhynchus keta (chum salmon) is the source of this 1944-nucleotide messenger RNA. Its product is annotated as collagen alpha-1(III) chain-like. Lineage: Eukaryota; Metazoa; Chordata; Actinopteri; Salmoniformes; Salmonidae. The transcript is spliced from 2 exons. The record is from RefSeq and is a predicted model, not a curated record. The coding region runs from base 1 to 1944 and encodes 647 amino acids.
AUGGCCCAAGAGUACUCCUGUUUAAAUGAGCCUAUGCUAAUGGACCACUGGGACGCUGUGGGCUCACAGGGAUGGAGGUUUGAGGAAAACAAACCGGGGCGAGAGGGAUGGAGGUUUGAGGAAAACAAACCGGGGCGAGAGGGAUGGAGGUUUGAGGAAAACAAACCGGGGCGAGAGGGAUGGAGGUUUGAGGAAAACAAACCAGGGCGAGAGGGAUGGAGGUUUGAGGAAAACAAACCAGGGCGAGAGGGAUGGAGGUUUGAGGAAAACAAACCAGGGCGAGAGGGAUGGAGGUUUGAGGAAAACAAACCAGGGCGAGAGGGAUGGAGGUUUGAGGAGAACAAACCAGGGCGAGAGGGAUGGAGGUUUGAGGAAAACAAACCGGGGCGAGAGGGAUGGAGGUUUGAGGAAAACAAACCAGGGCGAGAGGGAUGGAGGUUUGAGGAAAACAAACCAGGGCGAGAGGGAUGGAGGUUUGAGGAGAACAAACCAGGGCGAGAGGGAUGGAGGUUUGAGGAAAACAAACCGGGGCGAGAGGGAUGGAGGUUUGAGGAAAACAAACCAGGGCGAGAGGGAUGGAGGUUUGAGGAAAACAAACCGGGGCGAGAGGGAUGGAGGUUUGAGGAAAACAAACCGGGGCGAGAGGGAUGGAGGUUUGAGGAAAACAAACCGGGGCGAGAGGGAUGGAGGUUUGAGGAAAACAAACCAGGGCGAGAGGGAUGGAGGUUUGAGGAAAACAAACCGGGGCGAGAGGGAUGGAGGUUUGAGGAGAACAAACCGGGGCGAGAGGGAUGGAGGUUUGAGGAGAACAAACCAGGGCGAGAGGGAUGGAGGUUUGAGGAAAACAAACCAGGGCGAGAGGGAUGGAGGUUUGAGGAGAACAAACCGGGGCGAGAGGGAUGGAGGUUUGAGGAAAACAAACCAGGGCGAGAGGGAUGGAGGUUUGAGGAAAACAAACCGGGGCGAGAGGGAUGGAGGUUUGAGGAAAACAAACCGGGGCGAGAGGGAUGGAGGUUUGAGGAAAACAAACCGGGGCGAGAGGGAUGGAGGUUUGAGGAAAACAAACCGGGGCGAGAGGGAUGGAGGUUUGAGGAAAACAAACCGGGGCGAGAGGGAUGGAGGUUUGAGGAAAACAAACCAGGGCGAGAGGGAUGGAGGUUUGAGGAAAACAAACCGGGGCGAGAGGGAUCGAGGUUUGAGGAGAACAAACCGGGGCCAGAGGGAUGGAGGUUUGAGGAAAACAAACCGGGGCGAGAGGGAUGGAGGUUUGAGGAAAACAAACCAGGGCGAGAGGGAUGGAGGUUUGAGGAAAACAAACCGGGGCGAGAGGGAUCGAGGUUUGAGGAGAACAAACCGGGGCGAGAGGGAUGGAGGUUUGAGGAAAACAAACCGGGGCGAGAGGGAUGGAGGUUUGAGGAAAACAAACCGGGGCCAGAGGGAUGGAGGUUUGAGGAAAACAAACCGGGGCGAGAGGGAUGGAGGUUUGAGGAGAACAAACCGGGGCGAGAGGGAUGGAGGUUUGAGGAGAACAAACCGGGGCGAGAGGGAUGGAGGUUUGAGGAGAACAAACCGGGGCGAGAGGGAUGGAGGUUUGAGGAGAACAAACCGGGGCGAGAGGGAUGGAGGUUUGAGGAGAACAAACCGGGGCGAGAGGGAUGGAGGUUUGAGGAGAACAAACCGGGGCCAGAGGGAUGGAGGUUUGAGGAGAACAAACCGGGGCGAGAGGGAUGGAGGUUUGAGGAAAACAAACCGGGGCGAGAGGGAUGGAGGUUUGAGGAAAACAAACCGGGGCGAGAGGGAUGGAGGUUUGAGGAGAACAAACCGGGGCGAGAGGGAUGGAGGUUUGAGGAAAACAAACCGGGGCGGUGCACAACAGGAAAUGGAAUGGAGAUCGAGAAUAUAAAAAUAAUCUGCCGUUUGGUUAGAAUGAAGGGGAUGAAAUAA